AUGUCCAAACUACAGUUGCUGAAUGUGUUCGUUACCGAGCGUUUGUCGGCGGCUGCUGUGGAGAUAUUCGGGGCCGUAGAGAAGACUAUAGCGGGGUAUCGGGAAGAAAUCUUCCGUUCAGCAGAGGAGAACGAGCGUCUACGGAGGGAGAUGGACAUGAUUAUCAAAUCAGAGAUACAGUUAUACAGAACAGACUUCCAGCUACUCACUCCCUCUGUUCCCCCUGAGCAGCAGAACUGUGAUCAGGAGUGGAGCCCCAGUCUGGGGCAGGAGGACCCAGAACCCACACAGAUUAAAGAGGAACAACAGGAGUUCAGAUUCAGUCAGGAAGACUCACCUCAGCCCUCACAUCAUUACCAAAACCAAACUGUGGAUGAUGGAGAGAGGAGCACUCUACCUAUCAUCAUAACUGAAGAGAUCAAAAUAGAACCUGAUGUAGAGGGCUACAGAGGACCACAACCAACCAGUGAUCAGCCCCUCUCAGUUCAUCAGGACUGCUCUGCUACACUGGAAAAACCAUAUUGGUGUCAACAAUGUGGCAAAAGCUUUACACGUAAGGGAAACUUGACCUUGCAUUUAAAGAUACACACAGGAGAGAAACCUUUUCUGUGCAAACAAUGUGGAAAACGGUUUAACCAGAAGAGCAACUUGACCAUCCACACAAGGGUACACACAGGAGAGAAUCCCUAUCAGUGCAAACAAUGUGGCAAAAGAUUUAACCAUAAGAGCAACUUGACCAGCCAUGCAAGGAUACAUACAGGAGAGAAUCCGUAUCAAUGGAAAGCUAUUUAAGACUUCAUCAGUGUGUUCACACGGGAGAAAUCUAACCAGUGCAAAUAAUGUUGCAAAAGCUUUGGUUAUUUUUUCAUUUAUUUUUUAUUUCACCUUUUAUUUAACCAGGUAGGCAAGUUGAGAACAAGUUAUCAUUUACAAUUGCGACCUAGCCAAGAUAAAG
Molecule: messenger RNA, 955 nt
Organism: Oncorhynchus tshawytscha (Chinook salmon)
Lineage: Eukaryota; Metazoa; Chordata; Actinopteri; Salmoniformes; Salmonidae
Product: zinc finger protein 566
Exons: 2
Coding region: 1-792 (263 amino acids)
Cellular component (GO): nucleus
Source: RefSeq, a predicted model, not a curated record